Molecule: messenger RNA, 351 nt
Organism: Prorocentrum cordatum
Lineage: Eukaryota; Dinophyceae; Prorocentrales; Prorocentraceae
Source: the annotation of a GenBank genome assembly
AUGGCGUGUUGGUGCGAGACGAACGACAAGGAGAAGACCAAGUCCAUCAAGGAAGCCGAGGCGCGCAUCGCUGCCCUCGAGGUCAAGAUCGAGGAGGAUACCGCCGCCAGCGCUCGCCUGGCGACAGAGAUCAAGAACACCGAACAGGAGGUGUCCAAGAACCAGGAGUCGCUUGACCAGGCGACGGCGAUUCGUGAGAAGGAGUUGGCAGAGUUCAACGCUGAAGAGAAAGAAAUGCUCGAGGCAAUUUCCGCGUUGAAGGCUGCAGUCACGGUGCUGUCGAAGCACCACGGCGGCGCCUCCUCCGCGUUCCUGCAGGUCGCCGCCGAGACGGCCCAAGACGACCAGUGA